UUGGUCGGUCGGUUACCCGCACUUCAUCGCUCAGCGUGUUUCCCUAACAGAAACACGUAAAACGAUAUAUUUAGAUAAUUUACACAGUGCGAGUACAGACUCUCGGUUUCGUUAGUUGUCGAUAUAAUAUUAGUGGAUACAUAAAGAGUGCUACAGAAGUUUUUAUUUCGUGUAACGGUGGUAGCAUGGAGGAACUACACAGAAAAACGAUUGUUCCGAGUUUACUUUGUUUGUUGUUAUGUGGAACAGCACUUUCAAAAUUUGUCAGUGUUGUCACCGACCAGAGACCAACUUCACAAAGGACCUCCGACAAUGACUUAAGCGCUAUUCACAAUACCCACUCCACUUCAACAUCAACAUCUGAAAAACCACCAGCUCCCAACUCGUCAUCUCCAAACGGGGACAAGAAAGCUAACCCUAAGGAGAUUAUCGUGGCCGUCUCGACCCCACCGGGGAGUGGCGUCACGGCGGCAGCGGUGAAGCAGGACUAUGAGAUGAACGGCACGUCCAUGGUGCUGAUGCUGGCUAUGAUCGGCGUGGCUGUCGGGACGGCGUGCGCGUUGGGCACAGUGGCCGUCAUCUUCGUCAUCCGCAGACGGGCGACGACGAACAGGGAGGUGUCCAGAAAAGUGGCACAGCGCACCAACAUGUACGUCAUCAGAAACGAGAACUACGACUUGAACAAAACCCUUUCAGGAAUUCCAUCAGUGACCGAUAUGUGGAAAGAAUUGCAUACGGAGUCUUAGCCUUCAUACUUGUGUUAUGGUGUAUUAAUUUUUAAAAAAGGAAAUGAAAAUUAUUUGUAAAAAUCUCAGUAUUAAAUGUGUCCCUUUAAGUAUUAUUUAUAAAUGGGAAGACAGUCUGUAUUUAUAAAUCGUGGUACGUUUAAAACUAUGGAAUCAGUACUUCCACGUUACCUGAUCUGGACGAGCCAGGAUACUGUUAACGAUUUAGCAUCAAGUUGUAUCUGGCUUGUUUCCUGGUUAUAGCACUAACUGGCCAUGACUAUAACAUUUAACUUUCUGGAGCGAACAGUACUACCAUCGCACACUGUAUAGCUUAGCUAUAUAUGUUAUCGAAGUGAGAAAAAUAACUUUGGUUGUGUAUAUGGUACUAUAUAUAUAAUUUGUGAACUGGAUUCGAGCGUUUUUAAAUAAAGUAGUCAAAAAGCGACCUCUUAAAAACAGGUAACUGCUUAACACAGGUAAAAUACAACAUUUUGAAAUAUUAUUAUUACAUCAGGCAAAUAUAUAUGUACUUACUUCAAUAUAUGGCAAAAUGGAGAACAAUAAAUCACUUAAUGACUGGAGAUAGAGAUUAUAUACAAAAACAGAAAUAUGUUGCUACAGAAAUCGCCACAAAACAAGAUUAAUUAACAAAUGCAAGUUUUAAAACGUGUUUACAAAGGUCACCCAUGGAUUAUACCAAAAUCUGGCCUUUAACUGGGUCAGGGUGGCCUUUCAAGCACAACCAAUUACUCAUUAUAAACGUGGGCAUUAGUAUGUACGGUCAUUAGGUCACUUCAUUGCAGGUCUACUAUAGUAUCCUGUCAUAUAUAUAU
Gigantopelta aegis is the source of this 1561-nucleotide messenger RNA. RefSeq lists its product as uncharacterized. The transcript is spliced from 2 exons. The record is from RefSeq and is a predicted model, not a curated record. Bases 186 to 746 code for a protein of 186 amino acids. NCBI's taxonomy places the organism in Eukaryota, Metazoa, Mollusca, Gastropoda, Neomphalida, Peltospiridae.